This is a messenger RNA of Aspergillus glaucus CBS 516.65, 501 nucleotides long. RefSeq lists its product as uncharacterized. The coding region runs from base 1 to 501 and encodes 166 amino acids. The transcript is spliced from 2 exons. Gene Ontology annotation, molecular function: RNA nuclease activity; RNA binding. Lineage: Eukaryota; Fungi; Ascomycota; Eurotiomycetes; Eurotiales; Aspergillaceae. The record is from RefSeq and is a predicted model, not a curated record.
AUGCGUCUCAUCCAAGCCUUCCUCUACCUCGCCCUCCUCGUCGCAGCUCCCAUCUUCGCAGCUCCAGCAAAAGGCAAACCAGCCGUCAACACCGCCCCUUUAACGCAUAACCAGACAACCGUAACCUGCAAGCCCACCAAAAACCUCUCCACCACAAAAACCUUCAAAGUAAACAUCGCGCGCGCCAAAGAGCAAAUGCAAAAAGCCGGCCUCAACACCGGUACAUCCGGCGACCCGCACGUCUACGGGAACGUGGACAAGUUGCACUGGGGCGUGGGCGCGUGCGACAAGCCCUCUGCGCAUCUGCUCGAGUAUCCUAUUUACUGGGACGGGGAGAAGGUGGAGUGGAAGAAGAAUGAGUAUACGCUGAUGCAGGGGAAGACGCCGAUAAGGGUUGUUUAUGCGAAUGCGAAUGGGGUGCCUGUUUAUUGUGGGGUUAUGACGCAUUCGAAGGUGACGGAUGAGCAUAAGGGGGAGGAGUUUUUUGUUAAGUGUGAGUGA